This is a messenger RNA of Pygocentrus nattereri (red-bellied piranha), 6823 nucleotides long. It is a transcript of the gene tasorb, whose product is annotated as transcription activation suppressor b. Bases 126 to 5906 code for a protein of 1926 amino acids. Lineage: Eukaryota; Metazoa; Chordata; Actinopteri; Characiformes; Serrasalmidae. The transcript is spliced from 23 exons. Gene Ontology annotation, cellular component: heterochromatin; nucleoplasm. Gene Ontology annotation, molecular function: chromatin binding. Gene Ontology annotation, biological process: negative regulation of gene expression, epigenetic; protein localization to heterochromatin. The record is from RefSeq and is a predicted model, not a curated record.
AUGGCGGAGGAGGCUGGUUGAGAAGGAGAAUUACUCCGUGAAGCGGCGCUGAACCCAACUUCAUCGCCCGUCGACGAGGUGAUCGGUGGCCCCCUCCCCCCACCUCCCCCCUCCCCGGAAAAAAAAUGGCCUGCAAUUUCAACGAAGACAGAAAGCUCGACAAGGACGGCGUGAAGGCGGGCGGCUUGUCCGUGGACGGCGGCGAGAGCCAGAAACAAUUGUCAGUCUCCACCGCGACCACAUCCAAGCAAAAUGGCGAUCAGGCUGGAUGUGAAGACGAGCAAAUGUCUGAACAAGACGCUUCCGAGCGGCGGAGGAGCGCGCUGUCAGACGCUAAGCACGGCGGCGGCGGCAGCUCCCCGUCGACGCUGCACAGGUCCACCGACGAGCUGCCACGGAGGAAUUUCCAAAUUCCUCGGAAGAUUAAGGAACGGAAAGGACUUCUACAGAUGUUGGCUCCAGAUUCACGGGAGUUUGAGGAGCUUGUAAAGGUCCUUUCAUCCUUCUAUCUGGAUACCUCUUCUCGAGGAGCCUUCACCUACACCAAAGCAUGUCUCAUUCACAAUGAGCUCUUGGAGAAGGAGUUUAUUGAGAAGAAAAGGGAACUCAAACAGGCCGGACGGACUGAAGCAGAACUUACAGAUUCUUACGCCUUUCUGCUGCCUGAUGCGAACAAGACUCAUUGGAUCUGUGAAAAGGGCCUGUCUGUGGGACAUGCACGGAUUAGCAAUUUGGGAAAUCCUUCUAAAGGGGUUUACCUUUCAAAAUACUCAGAUUUGUUGCAGAUAAAUCCAUUCGAAGCAGGUGCUUCAGGGGAUAUUAUUGUAUUUAAAGUCAUGAAGGGUAGAUUAAAGAGCAUAUUUGAAAAUAUGCCCAAGAGUAAUCUGGAACCUGCACCUAAGUUUGACUGCCAUGUGCACAAAAAUGCCAGCAAAGUGACCUCAUUAUUAUCAUAUAGGGCCUUUGAACUCACUCAGCAAUACUUUUAUGAGUUUGCGUUUGAGGAGCUGAGGUCCCGGCCCAGACACGUGUUUCCGUAUGCAGUGGUGUCUUUCCAGUAUAAAGGCAAAGAGUCAUCCACAGCUGCUCACAGAUCGAGCAGCACAAUGUAUGAAGGACAUAGAGUACGACGUAGGUACACAGUGUGGAGUGGCCUGCUGGUGAACAAGGGGGAAGAGCUGUAUCAAGUGUGCAUCCGCUCCUCUAGUCUCCCUUUCCUUCCCCUCAAACUUCCUGACAGAAUUGACAUAAGUAUGGCAAUGCAUCUUGAUCAAGUGAAGAGGAAGAUUCCUUCUACGCUGCUUUCGUGGGACACCUACAGUUCAACACGAGAGGCACUGAAGUGUGGCAUGUAUGGCAGUCUGUUUGAAGUCAUGGGUAAGACCAAACAGGGCAACUGCCUGUCCGGCCUGCUGCACAGAAUGGAGAAGGAAAAAAUGGUUCUCGUGAAGCCACUGGUGGACAGAGGCUUUCUAUUCCUCUUGUCUUCGUCUCACAUGCACAGUUCUAAUGAGAGGCGAGGGAGGGGUGACAGAGGAUUACAGGCACUUUUUGUUUUCCAAGAGUCAAGAACUGUGGCACGGUUCAUGUCAAAGCAUGCUGGACUACGAGACUCUGCGGUUCCUUUAGAACCCAAAGAUCCAAUCGCUGAGCACCUAGACACCUUUGUUCCUGCCCUGCACCACGCCUUCUUUAAAUUGCGUUCAAAUCCACCCAAAGAUGUGGCUGCUGGUGUUAAGAACCAGGCACUGGACUAUUUGGGUCUCCGGGAACAGGGUGUAGGCCGUCCUUUUGUUGUGCCUGAGUACCGAAUGAACCUGGAUGAGUGGCCUAACCUGCACCCUUCACCUCGACCCAAGGGUAUGGACUCUGCGUUGAACGCUUACAUGUACGGGCCCGCACGCUUUCAGCUGCCAGUGGUGCGGCUGCAGCAGGGCUUGGUGGAUAGCGGGCAGGGUGCAGGCACAUCGCCGCCAGGUGGAGGGGGUGAGGAAUACAGCCCUGUGUCUGACUGGGGUGGUUCGGACCGUGCCUCGGGCAGCGGCAGGCCAGGGCCAGCUCCAGCGCAGUCCAAUGGCAGCGCUCAGAGGCCCCGGCCCAGCCAGGCUGAGUACGACAAGGAAAAGAUGGAGAAGCUGCUGAAAUUGAUCCAGCUGCACAAACGUGCACUGGGCAAGGAGGACAGUAGUGGGCAGGAGCGCAGUGAAGACUGGGACCCUGCUGGUCUCAAGAGGAGGCUGGAGGAUGAUGGGUCGGCUGGAGUCAGCAAAUAUCUGAACACGGGCCUCCUGAGCAAUGGAGAGCAAGGGAGAGUUCCUCAGGGCGACAAGUCUCUCUCUUUGUCAUCGGUGAUGGACAACAUGGGGCUGUGUGAUACAGACCUGCGGGAGCAGGUCACCCACAGCGCCUCCCUCCAGGACGCACAGUCCUUGCUCAAGCUUUUCCUCAGCGCCUUAAACAGAGUUGCCCAGGGCUCCACUGCUGCUGCUGCUGCUGUUGCUGCUGCUGCAGCUGCCACUGCCACACCUGCUUCUUCCAUGCUGUCCUCGAAGCAGCAGGACAGCCUGGGGACAAAACGGGCCCUUGAGCCCUCAGAGCCCGCCACCCACUGUGACCGUGACCUGCGCACCAGGCACAUAGAGGAGGAGCAGGUUACGCAAGACUACCUGGAGGAACAGAUGGAAUGCAGUAUUAGUAGUAUGGACCUAUGCAGUCCAUCCUCCAACAUCGAGCAGCAGCCACCUCGCCCAGCUGAAACCCCCAGUCAUGACCGCUUACAGUGGAGAGCAGCUUCCACCGAUUCUGUGGGUGAUGAGGCUGCAUCGGGGGCUGACAGACCAGGGCAGGCAGCAGGCAGAACGCUAGACUCUAUCCUUGACCAGGAGUUUCAAAACCUCUGCACAGGCAUCCGAGAACUGAUGGACAGCCAACAAAUACUGUAUGUUUCGCAGCCUCCACCGCCUCGGCAUGAGGGUAGAGCCAAUGGGUUGGAGUCCACCUUCUCUCCAUACGUGUCAAACUACAUCUCGCCACCAACUGUGCAGACCUAUGUAAACACGCUGUGUGAAAAAAUGAACCGCAUGAUUCACUCACCUGGAGCUCCUCCAAAUCCAGCUGCCAAUGCUGCUACUCCAACGGUUGCUGCUCACCCUUCCCCUGUUCCUGUAACUUCUCCUCUCCCUUCUGCUCCUGCUUCUGCUACAGCCCCACAUCUUCCAGUGGUUACUUCUCCUGCUACAGUUACUGCACCUGCACCUGCUGCAUCUGCUCCACUUCACUCCAAACAACCAGCCGGAAAGCCUAAAUUGCAGGAAUUGUUACACAAACCAGCGCCACCUGAACCCAAGCUUCAGGCCCCUACCUCUACCCCUGCUCCUGCCCCUGCUCCUACCCCCAAGAAACAGCCCUCUCCUAUCGGCAAGCCUCGCCUGGGCACUGUAAGAGAGAUGCAUCUGGUUACACAAGGGAAAAAGACUGACCCUAAGCUUUCCAAUAUUGUGGACAGUCCUAAAUGCCUGCCCUCAGUAGGAAGCACUGCUCUCCCACCGUUGCCCGAGCUGCCUCCUGGAGCAGCCCAGGCAGGUGGAAGUAAUGUGAUUGGCCAGAUCAAGCCAGAAGUGUUAAGUACUCUGGUGGAGAUCAUGCAGAUGAACACAGUCCGAUUUUACAUCCAGCGAGGGGACCAGGAUGAAAAUCAGCUCUGCACUGAGAUUAAGAGGUAUUUGGAGAGCCUUGGCAACAUUGAGUGCAACCCUCAGACCUACUUGGAAAACAACUGUCAGCAGAAGUUUAUGGUCAUCAUUCAGAAUGAGGACAUAGCUUCUCAUGUUCACAAGAUUCCAGCACUUGUGUCAUUAAAGAAGUUACCUACAGUGUACUUUGCUGGAGUGGACAGUCUAGAUGACGUGAAAAACCGCACUUAUAAUGAGCUUUUUGUGUCUGGAGGCCUCGUUGUGUCGGAUGAGCUCAUUCUCAACCCUGACUACAUUACUUUAGAGAAGCUGCAGGCAUUCCUUCAGUUGCUGGAGAAGCAGAACAUGUCAUGGAAGUGGAAGGUGCACUGCAAGACUCAAAAGAAGCUUAAAGAGCUCAGCAGGUUAAACACUGAAGCUCUGGAAUUGUUGAACCUGCUGACAGUCUAUCAGAAGAAGCACCUAGUGGAGUUCUUACCUUACCAUGAGUGUGAUGCUCCGUCAAAGCAAGCUCCAGAUCUGGACUGCCUAGUGAAGUUACAGGCUCAACAUACACAGCUCCGACACAUAAUUUUCCUCACAGAUAAGUGCUUUGAUGUGCCCAAGUUCUCAAGUAAUGGAGUCAUCAUUGCAAGCAUUACAGACAUCAUGACAAACUUUGAGAGCCUCGUAAGCAGUGCUAAAGCUGAAGUGCCUGCUGUACCCAUUCUCUCAGCUCCAGCGGAGCCUGAUGCAUGUGUGGACGAGGAGGACAUGUCCCUGGACUCGGAUGAGGAUACGUCUUUGAUGGCUGAUGUCUCUGACAAAGUUGAGGAAAAGAAGACACCAAUCCCUCCCCCGCCCCAGAGCGAGGAGUUUAGGCCUCCUCUCCCUGACCUUCCUGUCCAGGACCCUCUGUCUUCUUACCCUGUUGACUACAAUGCUUUGAAGACAGCCAUCUCAGAGUACAAGGCAUCCAGACAGAGCAGUACAUCCUCAGUGGAAGUGGAGGACAGCUUGGCCAAUUUUGGGGUUAACCCCCACCAGAGUUACCUGUACCCCAACUCAGCACAGUGGAGCCCAUACUCUGGCUCCCCUGGAUACCACGUGGGGUCAGCCUAUUCUUCACCUGCCUGCUCAAUUUCACAAGGGCAGGAGUUCAGCCAGUCAGGCAUCAUGGGCUUAACCCAAACAUGCACUGCCCCACUCUCUCAACCAGCUGCUCUGCCCCAGGUUAACCCCAGUGCUCUCACUCCUUUAAAUCCCUCCACCAUUACCCCAACUAACCCUGCUACCCUGGUGCCUGCCAACCCCUCUCCCCUACCCAUGCCUCAGUCCUCCACCAGCAGUCUAGCGGAGGCCCUGCCAGUUCCAGACACAUCCUCCUGUCCUCAGGCUCAGGCUAGUGACGAUGUCGUAACCCCAUGCAACACAGUUGGCCAGGAUAUACAGAGUAAAGCCAUUGAGUCUAAAGCCCUCGCUUCUUCGUCCACCUCAUCUCUCCCCAGCUACCCAGAACCUCCCACGUUUCCUGGCCUUACACCCAUCCCACGAGUACCACCACCAAUGUUUAACUGGGCAGCCGCACCAGGGCCACAUCAGAGCUAUCCAUCUGGAGUAAAUAUGGGGCCCUUUGGUCCACUCCCCCCCACGCAAAAAGAAGCAGCAGGGACACUGACUGCCGCUGGUACGGCUGAUGCAAUAUGGGCAGGAGCUAGUGAAUCUGGGACUCCAAACAGUAAAGUGGAGGGAAGCAUCCCUGGGCCAGCACCUUCUACUGUUACAUUGCAAGAAGGGGGCCCAGAGAAGGGCAGCACGCCCGGCAGCCUAACACCCAGCAGCCAGGGCAGCAGGACUCCACUGAACUCUUGCCCAGAAAGCCAGGGGGGUGGUCCUGCUAAGGGCCAGGCAGGAGGGCCUACAUCCAGCAGGGGUGGUGGUGCCGCCGCCCCUAGAGGACUCCUUCCCAUCCCAGGAUUGGCACAGGGCCCUGUGUGUCGAGGGGUGCCACAAGGGAUGGGUUCGCACAGUGGCGGUAGCACAUACAGCCCCCAUGGGCCCAUGUCAGGGUCUGUGGACAUGAUGCGUGGAGGCUUCAGGGGCAGAGGACCCCCUCCAAUGCCUAUGAGAUCCAGACCAGGUCGGGGGCCCAUGAGGGGUGGCUCGGUUUGUAACUGGGGCUACCCGCCUGGCAGGGGAGGGGGUGGAGUCCCAGAUUACUAUACAUACCCCUAAAAUGCCAUGGGGAGGACUACUGGCAUAGAGAAUGUAUAUAUUUAACAUGAAGAGCACACUGAACCAAGAUGUGGGGUUAAAAAAUAAUUCUGGUUUUGUAUCAAAUAGAUCAACAAUUCACAUGGCAGCCGGUGUUGUGCUGUUGCUCCAAAAUGCUCUUCCUUAAUAAUAUGUUUGAAACCUUGUUCAGACCACUAUAUUUAUAUUGCCAAGAAAUGUAAUUGCCUUUCAAUGUUACCUUUUUUUUCUUUUGUUUUUUCCCCCCAAAUUUCAAAACGGUUCGUGAACAAGGGGUAAAGUACAGACUACAGACAAUAUUUUUUUAAAGAGAAAAAGUGAGUCACUCUUCAUUUUAGCUGGUUUUUGUUGUUUUUUGUUUGUUUUGUUUUGGGUUUUUUUUUUUUUUUUUUUUUUUACAUUCUUGGUUGUACAAACGUUCUAUUAAAACAAGGUUGUAUCAAACAUGGAAUUGUGUUGAGUAUAUUACCUGAAGUGCACACUGUAUGUGUUAUUUGUAUGUAUAUGUACAUUGGAUUUUGAAGGAUUUAUCUGUUUGUAGGUUUUUGCUACAGAUGAGCUGAAUUAGUGUCUCUGUUGAGUCACUGCUGGUCAAGCUCCAACAUAUUUUUAAUAUCUGGCCAACAGAGGGCAGCAUUCUUCUUGGUUUAGAUACUGUAGACUAUGGCACUAAAAUGUACCCUGCAUAAACUAUUUAAAGAACAUUUCUUAUGUUAUACAUUUGUAAGUUUAAAAGAUGUUAAAUGGUUUGUUUUUAUAAAUGUUUUCAGCAGGGACGUAACUUGGAUUCUUUUUUUCUUUUUUUUUUCUUUCAGAUACUUAAUCAGCCUCAGCAGAUAAUGCAGGAUUUGUUAUACAAUUCAAGCUAAUUAAACAUAUUUAUGAAUGAAAAUAGGCAA